Messenger RNA from Benincasa hispida (wax gourd), 2184 nucleotides. RefSeq lists its product as uncharacterized. The record is from RefSeq and is a predicted model, not a curated record. Gene Ontology annotation, molecular function: zinc ion binding. Lineage: Eukaryota; Viridiplantae; Streptophyta; Magnoliopsida; Cucurbitales; Cucurbitaceae.
CACGGUUGGCGGGCAAUUUGUUUCUUAUGGCCACUCGAGAAAAAACCCAUUGCAAUCUACAACAAACUCACUCUCUUCCGUUGCGCCCUUGAUCACCAUUCAGCUCUGCAUUUCGAGGUAUCUGUUAUUCGUUCAAUUUCAGGGUCUCUGCAUCUUAGCGUUGGCCUGUUUCCGGUAGAGAUUCAAUCGUUUUCGAAGGGUUUCUCUAUUCGUUUCAUCGAUUUCGUGGAGUUUGAUGGAGGAUGCUGCAGCUCGAUCUCAACGCACCCAAGAAUCGACCUCAGUUUUUCCGGAUCAUCCCGAGAAACACGAUGAAGAGGAAAAAGGUAUAGAAACAUCCUUAUUGCAACAGCUUAGACGGGCCAAAUUAUCCUCUUUGCAAAUCCCAGUAAGGACUCUGGAGAGUUCUUCGUCCUUUUUGAGGUUAGAUAGUCCAUCAACCUCAAGUGCUAGCUCUAGUAGGGGAGGAUUGCCUCCUAGACCAAAUUUGGUAAAAACCAAAUCUUCAGUGAGAAGCUUGCUUUCUCAUAAAAGCUUUGGAGCAAAACGAUCUUUCCCAGAUGGUGACAUGAUCACUCCCAUUUUACCAGAGGUCCAACGAGCAAAUAGAUGUCCAGACAAGCCGACUCCUCUGAGAUCUUUUUCUCUUAGCAGACUUCUUAUCACCUCAUCUACAAAAGCUACACAUUCUUUACCAACCACGCCAAUUUCAAAUUCAGAUACUGAGACAUUGAAAGCAACAAAUAUGGAGUGCCAACCUGAUUUCCUUAAAACUGAAGCCAAGCAGCAGAUUGCUCGUUCAUUAUCAGCUCCUCUGAAUGUUAAGCCUAGAGUUUUAAGGCGAUUAGAUUCAGUAGGUUUAAUUCGAAUAGUGUCUGCAGGUCCACAAUAUCCAGGGGCUGGAGACGCUUCUGUUUCUCAAACAAAGGAAAUCGAAAGUGAACCUCCUGGUGAUGAUAUUCCUGAGGAUGAAGCGGUAUGCAGGAUCUGUCUUUUAGAGUUGGUGGAAGGCGGGGAUAUUCUUAAAAUGGAAUGCAGUUGCAAAGGAGACCUAGCUCUCGCUCACAAAGAGUGUGCAAUUAAGUGGUUCAGCAUUAAAGGUAACAAGAUCUGUGAUAUUUGCAAGCAGGAUGUUCAAAACUUGCCAGUGACUUUAUUAAAAUUACAUAACACACCCCCUGUUAUUAGACGACCCCCAGUAACAUUGCAGCAGAGGGAAGCCAAUCGAUAUAGGAUUUGGCAGAAUAUACCGGUGCUUGUGUUGGUUAGCAUGCUUGCAUAUUUCUGCUUUUUGGAGCAACUUUUGGUACCUGACAUGGGUCCUCGUGCACUUGCCAUUUCCUUGCCCUUUUCAUGUGUUUUGGGUCUUCUUUCAUCUAUGACUGUUUCCACGAUGGCGAGCAGAGCUUACAUUUGGGCUUAUGCCUGUUUCCAGUUCGCCAUAGUCAUCCUGUUUGCUCACGUAUAUUAUGCAAUACUUAAUGUAAACGCCGUUCUCUCUGUUUUCCUUUCUGCAAUCACCGGAUUGGGGCUUACUGUUAGCAUAAAAUCACUUCUUAUAGAGUAUCUUAAGUGGAGAAGAAGGCGACAAUUGAGACCUGCCAAUCAACAGACGGGAACAAGGAGUUGGCCGCAAGUACAACAGCAGCCAUAUGACAUUGACAAUCAUUACCAUCAACAACAUGAGCAGCGGUUGCAGCAAGAAUGCCAUCAACCACAUUCCCAGCAGCAAGCUAUUGAAAAUCAAAAUAUGGGGUCAUCAGAGAGUUACCAGUCAGCAAGGAACAACGAUUCAGAGACAACAGCUCACUGAGGUGCCAAAGCUCAACCUAUGAUCCAUUUUAUUUCUCUCUCAUAAGACGAAGUGAUUCAAAAAUUCGUGCAAAGGAGCUUAUAAUUAUGUCCAGAAGCUUGAGCCAUCAGAUGGAGAUGGUAGCGAAAUCAAAAGACAAUCAAUAGAAAGCUAGAGUCAAAGGUUUGGAAAUUGAAACAAUUAUUUUGUUGAGUUGUUCCCUCUUCUGUAGGUGAUGGAACAAACUCGCGAGCAAGAUUUCUAAUGGAUGCCAACACGAACAUUCACAUAACUCAUCUGACAUAAAUUUGUACUAUCGACUUCAAUGUGAAUGGUUUGAUCCCCACUUAUCAGGGAGAGAAUGUGAUAUGCGAUUUUGUUUUUGUAGUUCA